Macrobrachium nipponense is the source of this 4808-nucleotide messenger RNA. RefSeq lists its product as uncharacterized. The coding region runs from base 103 to 1878 and encodes 591 amino acids. The transcript has 3 exons. NCBI's taxonomy places the organism in Eukaryota, Metazoa, Arthropoda, Malacostraca, Decapoda, Palaemonidae. The record is from RefSeq and is a predicted model, not a curated record.
AGCAGGCGGCGUGGCGGCACCAGCAGGAGCAGCGGUCGCAGCAGCAGAAGCAGCAGUGUUAGCUAGGGGUCGUCGUCACCGUCGCUGAGAAAAGUCGCCAUCAUGUACUCCGGGGCGCUCAUGUCAGCCAAGCUGCGGGCAGCCGCUACGUCAAGUUCCAAUUCGGGGAUGCAGCGCAGCGAGACGCUCAAGCCGCGCAGGUCGCAGGCUAAGCGUCAGUGGAGCAUCCAAGCGGUCAAGGGGAAGGUCACCACGACAUGUUUGUGGAAUGCUUGCAAGGCGCUCACCAUCGGCAUCCUUCUCAUCUUCAUUGGCGCCGGCAUGGCAACGAUAGGUUACUACGCGGAGGAGGCCCAGCUGAGAAGGCAGGCUACUCAGAAUAGCACGGCUCCCCUCAGCGUCAGCAACUCGACCAACAACUACCCGCUGCCUCUUCCCCCUCACACCACAGGAUCUCGAACCCAUCCACCGUCCAGCCCCCAAAACGGUUCCGGGAGCAAUACUACUAACGCCCUCAAUACCACAACCACCACUACCAUUAUUAACUCCACCAGUGCCCUUGGUGUUAAUUUCACCGGCAGUAGGCCGGGUAUGGGCAUGAUCUUCCCUCCUGAGGGGGGUUUUGGCCUCAACAAGUUAUCGUAUGUUGGUCCCAUCGUUAUGGGCUUUGGAGGUUUUGUAAUAGUGGCUGCCUGCGUCAUGACGUUUGAGGCAAGAGACAGUGCGGCCAAAAUAGUGCCGGCCAGAUUCCGUAAGACUUUUCCGGAGCGAAGCAACCGUCAGGAAGACACAGGUGUACGAAAUUCGUCGUCACAGACGAAGUGGGAAACUUUGGGGUUAUAUGGCAGUGAGCUUAUGAGGCACCAGAGUGGCCGAGAACUCUCGCGCCGUGCUAUGACUUUUGCAUUCAUUCAGUUUUCUAAAAAUUUGCAAACCAGCAUGGAUUCUGCGGCCGAGUAUUACGAUGCUCGUGGCUCCCGACCUCAAUUGGUCAAGUGUCCUUCUGCACCUUCCCUGGUGCGGCCUUUCCAGCAGGAGGAACGACGAGUCAUCGAGCCUCCCCGGGUACUGCGAGUGCACAGCAGACCCACCCACCCGCCACAGAGCCCCAGACGCCGUCUUACCCCAAACAACCUCCCUCGCCAAGCCAUGUCCGUCGAUAACCCAGCGGUGCGUGAGGUCUACACUGCCGCUUACCCUGCUUUCAUCGGUGGGCGUGGCGAUGAAGAUCUGGAACUGGGUGCUUCUGCAACAGGUGUUCAUCAGGCUGGGAGUGACGCCUCGCUGGCCAUGGACUUGCAUCUCCCCCAGUGUUCUGUAACGCUCGCAGUUCGUGACCAGAGCCGGUCGCCGAGCAACACUCGCAUGGACUUUGAUGAGGCCUCCGCUGCCAGUCCAUUGCUCGACCCUGACCUCGAAGCAGCGGGUCCAUCAGGUUUAUCUUGUAUUAAAGUGGACAAACAAACCUCCACAUCAGAUCACCAGUCAUUAAGCCUCUUAGGAAUAUCGCACGACACCUGGGGCUCUCGAGAUACAACCAUCGCGUCUGCCCGAGCAAUGAGUGGGUCCUUCAGAGAAUCGCGGCGCCCUCGCCCCUCCCGGAGAGUGAGGCGUAGUGAAACCAUAGACACUGCCACGGCCGCUCAUCGUCGCACCCACACCCGCCACCACAGUACGGGUGGUGGUGGUGGUGGUGGGGGGAGUGCCAGGCACGGCUCUGUAAGAAGUGGCUCCACGACUCGAAGUGCAGUGGAGGCCCGGAGGCUGCACAAUACCCGCAGCGAAACUGCUCGUCGACACCAGUUUCUUCGUCAGCAAAAGGUAGAGGCUGGAGAAUCACACGAGGACGUGGGCAAACAGCAGCACUAUGAAGUUUAAUGGUUGAAAAGAUAUGGUGACAAACAGUUUAACUCCAGCCAUCUCCUAAGGCAGCUACGGUGAUGGACAUACCUCAUAACGACAAUAUUUUUCAAAGUGGUGCACUGGUAAACUUAGGCAAUAUAGCUUACGAUAUGUGGUCUAUUGCCAUUCAGAGUAAAUUUUCAGUGAAGUCCAUUUAAAUGAAUAAAAAACUGUAGUCAUCUCUCAAUUUUAGUGGCCGUAUUUGGUUACAUAGGUUAACACUUGAAAAAGGUUGGUAGAUUGAACCUCAUCUUUUGUAAGAUCAUUGUUUAAGAUGUAUCACUGACCUAUUUCACAUUUGAGUAAUAUUGUAGAUAGAUUAGUUCAAAACAAAAAUAAAUCCUAUCUGGUUACAGGUUUCAGAGUCAGAGAAACAGUGCAAAGGACGAGAGGUAUCAACAAGUUCCAUUGUGAUGUAAAGGCUUUACCAGUCCUUGUUAUCCUCUUGUGAGGUAUGUAAUUAUUCAUCGAUAUCUAGAAUUCAGUUUGAAUGAAAAGAAGGCAAUCAUAUCUAACCUAAGGAGAUAAAACUAUGUCUUAGUCAGUAAGGGUUUAAGUAUAGAUAUAGGUUGUAUAACAUUUUCCUUUUCAUUUCUCUCAUUGAUAAUUCGCCAAUUUAGUGAUCAUCAUCUGUUAGGUCUCUGUAUAAAAUUAACUGUGAAAAUUGGAUGAACCAUAUGGCGUUAUUUUGCAGAGAUGUCAGAAUUUUCAAUUGAUGUCAUUAAUCAUAGGGACUUCGAUUAAUCGAGAUAAACUAUAUCUUGAAAAGUGAGGGAAACUUCAAGCUUUCAAACUUGGAUUAUUUUUCAUCUCUUUUAUCCCAAUAGUGUCUUCCAGAACAAUGAGGCGAAAUCCAGAUAAAAGCCAAUUUUUCCAUUUGAUAAUAUCGUUAUCCUGAACAUGCAGGGGACCUGGCUCCAAGACGGUGAAUGUACGGUUGUGCAUUGUAACUUGGACACCUGUUAGACCUGAGAGCACCGAGUGAAGUUUGGUUAUACUAAGGCUAAUGGCGGUAUUUUAGAUAUGAUAAUCGAGGCGAGCUGGCAUUAUUCAAAGCAUUUUGGCAUUCCUAGACCUUAAUAACUGUUUGCAUUGGUUUUGUCACUAGGCUGUUAAUCUUGAGUUGUUAUGUAGUUUGCUUAUUCUUCCUGUGUCAUCCAUCCCCUUUGGUUUCCCCUUUGGUUCAACUCUAUUUCAAAGAAACGGUAUGUUUUUCGUGGUGUCUGUCACAGACCAAGAGUCUGACUUAUAAUCAUUCUUUUCAAAGAGUUUAUAUUUGUUCUUUCAAAUCAUCAUCUUAAAAUGUUGGAAUAGCUAGCCUGUAUGAAAACAAUUUUUGUUUUGAAAGUUACCUUAACUUCAACAGUACCUCUUAAAACAUAGCAACUUGCCCUUUUGACCAUUUUUUUCCUUCACGUCACACACUUCACUGGACAUUAUAAGAGGCAAAAAGCAGGAAAUGGAAAUAUGCCUCAUUAACCGAACAUGUACUCACACCUCACACACGCACGCACAAAAGUAUGAGCACAUUUAACUUGUGUAUACGCAAACACCCGUGCAUAUACUACAUGCAUGUAUGUACAUAUAGACGCUGAACUUGAAAAUGUUUCAUCGUUCCGUAUGACUGAACUGUUCGGAAACCGAGCAGUAUCAUCAUGACACGUUCAUAUUACUGAGCUAUGCGAGACAACUGAAAUGACUAAAAGCUAAAGCAACUGGUAAACAGGAGCAUUACCAGAUCUAGGUUUUGCCAACUUUGCUUCGACACUAUUGCAUUCGGAUAUUGUAAACUGAGCAGCAAUGCGCACAUUCGUGAUUAAAUUGAACACGUGGUACAGCACAAGACUGAUUUUCUGUACGGGUCAUGAUUAUUAGACAUAGCUCAAUGUUAGCGUGAAGUAUGUUAUGUCAGCAAGUGCACUCUUUUCUUAGUAAUGUCAGCUGUUUGAUUUCACAGCGUGGGCCUGAAGAAACUUUGCCCACUGAGGUAGAAGCUCUACAGUACUCGAUUACGGUUCCUAGGAAAUUUUGCACUAAGAGUUGGCCAUCAUUUCACUCAAUCUUGAACGUUUACGACCCUAUUUUGAGAAAUUUCCGAAAUACAAGAUUAAAGAUAUCAACGAUGAAGACCUAUUACAUUUAUUGUUUCCAGGCUGAUUUUAAAGAACAGGCAGCCUAUAAAUCUUCAUAAUAUUUCCUUUAUCACUUUGUUACAUCUAGAAAUUCUUAUUUCCAUUAAAAUUAUAAUGCUCUUAUGACGUGUUAUAUGAUCAGUCUUUCCGUUAUAAAGAUCAAUAAAACCCGGUUUUCUCCUGCUUUUAAGUCAUAUGAGGCAAGUUCAGUCGAAAUCUCUUCCAACCGCGUGAUUAUAAGAACGGAGGCUGGAGAUGCGCUAAUUUUCAGCGAUUUGAAGUUUCCUGAAUUCGUGUAUUACAUUAUAUGAAAUAGUAAGAUGGCCCACAAAAUAGUAAGGCUUAAGGCUAAGGCUCCAACAAAUCCGUCAAGUGCGUCCCACACUCCCAAAGCGGCCUCGUCCGUCUAUAAGUAUGUCCUCCUCCUGCAUACGUGACCCCACCAGACAAACAAGACGUCAGGUCAACAGCACUUGCCAUCAUGGAGGGAGUGUGUGAGCUUUUCCUCUAUGACUCACUGUCAACUAAAUUAAAAGUGUUGGAGGAUAAGAAACUUUAGACAUAGAAAAGAAUGGAGAAUAUCAUACACUCAAAAGUUACGGCAGCACCCAGAUAAGCUUUUGGAGCAUUGCAAAAUGCCGCAGAAAACCUCUGAAUUGAUUCACAAGGGCAUUCAAACUCGAAUAUCAAAGUUUAACACUAACUACAGAUGAGCAAUAUCAACGGAAGAGAGACUUGUAGUAACUCUUAAGUAAGGUUUGUUGAUUUCGAAAU